GGCCGAGAGCUCGGAGGGCGCCGGGGCGGCGCCGGCGGCCCCCGGAGGCGUCGGCGUCGCCGAAGCAGCGGCGCUCCAUCAUCCGCGACCGCGGGCCCAUGUACGACGACCCCACGCUGCCCGAGGGCUGGACGCGCAAGCUCAAGCAGCGCAAGUCCGGCCGCUCGGCCGGCAAGUACGACGUCUACCUGAUCAACCCGCAGGGAAAAGCCUUCCGCUCCAAGGUGGAGCUGAUCGCCUACUUCGAGAAGGUGGGGGACACCUCGCUGGACCCCAACGACUUCGACUUCACCGUGACCGGCCGGGGCAGCCCCUCGCGCCGCGAGCAGCGCCCGCCCAAGAAGCCCAAAUCGCCCAAAAGGCCCCGGCACCGGGCGCGGCCGGGGGCGGCCCAAGGGCAGCGGCGGCGGCGGGGGCAGCGCCCGGCCCAAGUCGGCCGCUGCCGUGUCCGAGGGGGCUCUGCGGCCAAACGGGCGCUGGAGAAGCCCCCCGGCAAGCUGCUGGUCAAGAUGCCAUUUGCCCCGGGCCAGCCGGGCCCCGCGGCCCCGCCGGCCCCGCGGCGGCCGGGCCGCAAGCGCCGUGCCGAGCCGGACAGUCCGGCCGUGCCCAAGAAACGCGGGGCGCAAACCGGCGGGGGGCGGCGGGGCCGGGGGGGCCGGGCGGCCCCGACAAGAAGGCGGCGACUCCCCCCGGCCGUGCAGGAGACAGUGCUGCCCAUCAAGAAGAGGAAGACGAGGGAGACGGUGGUGGUGGAACCGGUGACGAUGGCGGCCACCGCGACCGCCACGACGACGACGACGACGACGCCGCGGCCGCCGCCGACCCCCGCCGGGCCCCCGCGGCCCCCGCAGCGCCCGCAGCCCCGGCCGGCGCAGCAAGGAGGGCAGCCCCAAAGGUCGGGGGGCUCCCCCCGCGCCCCCCCCCGCCGCCCGCCGCCGCCGGAGCCUCCCCAGAGCGGCCCCAAGGACAGCGCCAGCCCCCCCCCCCCGCCGCCCCCCGCCGCCGCCGCCGCCGCCCCCCCCAGGACUUGAGCGGGUGCUCGGAGCAGAGGGGGGGUCCCGCGGCCCCCGACGGCUGCGCCAAGGAGCCCCCUAAGACUCAGCCC
This is a messenger RNA of Vidua macroura (Pin-tailed whydah), 1105 nucleotides long. RefSeq names its product methyl-CpG binding protein 2 (gene MECP2). The transcript is spliced from 2 exons. The coding region runs from base 99 to 1031 and encodes 310 amino acids. Gene Ontology annotation, biological process: negative regulation of transcription by RNA polymerase II. Gene Ontology annotation, molecular function: double-stranded methylated DNA binding; chromatin binding; methyl-CpG binding. The record is from RefSeq and is a predicted model, not a curated record. Lineage: Eukaryota; Metazoa; Chordata; Aves; Passeriformes; Viduidae. Gene Ontology annotation, cellular component: nucleus; heterochromatin.